AAAUGGAAAUAAGAUUGCAACAAUGUUUUGACGCACAGCUUUGACGCACAUAUUAUUGCUCAACUAUGGAGGCAGGCAGCCUCGUCUCAUGCCGAGAGGACAUCUCUUCGCUGUUUCCUGAGCAAACGCCGGGUGCCAAAUACAAAGAUCUAAGCGGUCAGUUUUCCACCUUCAGACAAGUGCGGGGCGAUGGGAACUGCUUCUACAGAGCGCUCUGCUUUGCACACUUGGAGUCAGUCCUGCACAAUGCCCGGGCUCUGCAGAGAUUUAAGGAGAAAAUUGUUCAGACCUAUGAAGACUUGUCUUCAGCGGGAUUUGACGAGAAGUCCUUCAAGCACCACCUGAACACAGUUGUUAACGUAGUGGAGCAGUGCCAGGCCGACGAGCAUGAAGACACGCUGGUCAGGCUCUUCAACGAGCAGAUGACGUCCGACAGCGUGGUGCAGUAUCUCCGGCUGCUCACUUCGGCACACCUGCAAAACCAGGCGGACUUCUUCUGCAAUUUUGUGGAGGCGCCUAAUCUUCUCGUCUACUGUCACCAAGAAGUGGAGACCAUGGCGAUGGAGUGCGAUCACGUGGACAUCUUGGCUCUGUCGCAGGCCCUGGAUAUCUGCAUCCACAUCGUCUCCAUGGAGGGCGACGAGCAGCUGUUGGCCCACCACGUCAUUCCAGAAGGUGCUGAACCCUCCCUGCACCUCCUCUACCAAACGUCACAUUAUAACAUUCUCUACCCGCGGCCUCAACACUGACCAGAGGCACGCGAGGACUCGGCUCAGGAACAUUUACUUUGGUGGAAUAAAAAUCCCAACUGGGCGUUAAGACACUG
Messenger RNA from Pseudoliparis swirei, 826 nucleotides. RefSeq names its product ubiquitin thioesterase OTUB2-like. Lineage: Eukaryota; Metazoa; Chordata; Actinopteri; Perciformes; Liparidae. Gene Ontology annotation, molecular function: ubiquitin binding; cysteine-type deubiquitinase activity. Gene Ontology annotation, biological process: protein K48-linked deubiquitination; negative regulation of double-strand break repair. The transcript is spliced from 6 exons. The record is from RefSeq and is a predicted model, not a curated record. Bases 66 to 749 code for a protein of 227 amino acids. Gene Ontology annotation, cellular component: nucleus.